AUGUUUAAUACCUCUAAAAAGGGCGGGUCUAGUUACUUUACUCAAACAUCGGUACGCGAUUGGGAUCCACUAGACUAUCAUACUUUUUGGAAAAGUACAUCAGUUAAACUAGAUAAAGCAACGGUAACAAGAGCUUUUAAUGAACAAGUCGAAUGGUUAAUAGAAAACGGGGUCGAAAGCGAACAGGAGAAGGCGAAAUAUCUAAAGAAACAAUUUCAAGUAAGAGAUAAUGGCUGUAGGGACCCCGUGGGACACCGUGGGACCCGUGGGACUAUGUCUCCUACACGAUACUCCUGCACGAUAAGAAACGACAAUGUAGCUAAUACCUAUUCCAAAGACACCAGUUCGGAGAAGGUUAAAGAAGAAUCUCAAAAGAAUGGAAACUUAGCCUGUAAAGAUAAUUUGAAAAGAAAAAGAGAUGAUGAUGAGUCGGACUAUGAAGGAUUGUCGUUAUUAUUUGAUGAAUCAAACGAGGAUGUCCUUGUGGAAAGUAUUGAUGAAAAAGUACUUGAGAAAGAGAAUAUGUUGCCACAAGCAAUUAGUAAUAGUGUCUCAAAGUUGGGAAUAUAUAUUCGUCAGGCUCAUUAUAUUAAUCCUAAAUUGGGUCAACCAAAGAAUAUGGAUGCGGGUAUUAUUGAAGCCUUUCACAAAUAUCAGAAGACAUUACCAAAGACCCGUAAGAUUUUUACUCCUGCGUACUGGGGGGUUCUGGAUUUAACUGGAGAAAGCUUAUACGAUUGUAAACAGCUCACAGAAGAGGAUAUAACGCAAAUAUCACAAGACUUUGCCAACAAAAUUUCCUGGAAAACAGUACCUCCAGAAGAGAAUAUACAAGAAUAUUUUGAUAGUAAUUGUGAGAAAAAGUUUGACGGAGGUUUGGGUCCACUUGGAAUACCCACUGCCUGUCGUAAAAAGCGUUAUCUCGAUAAGGUAAAACUAAUGACAACAAUGCGCGAUGGCAUUAACAAACUGCUAAAAGAAUGUAAAUAUAUACCGCUCGAGAAACGUCUAGAACUGAACUUCUAUGCCAUGGACUGGUCAGGCGCCGACGAGGAUGAAUUUGGGAUGCUAGAGGACGCGUACUGCAUUCUCAAAUUGCUUGAAAAAAAAUCACUCGAGGUUGAGAAAUUAGUCAAACAAUUAUUUUUAGAAAACACGAAAGGGAAACGAAGGCAAAUUGCAUCCGAAACUGAAGCGGAGUUAAAUGAAAACCGCUCCCCUGAAAGAUGA
Molecule: messenger RNA, 1230 nt
Organism: Acaulospora colombiana
Lineage: Eukaryota; Fungi; Glomeromycota; Glomeromycetes; Diversisporales; Acaulosporaceae
Source: the annotation of a GenBank genome assembly